Messenger RNA from Teleopsis dalmanni, 1441 nucleotides. RefSeq names its product cleavage stimulation factor subunit 1 (gene CstF50). Bases 119 to 1387 code for a protein of 422 amino acids. NCBI's taxonomy places the organism in Eukaryota, Metazoa, Arthropoda, Insecta, Diptera, Diopsidae. Gene Ontology annotation, cellular component: mRNA cleavage stimulating factor complex. The record is from RefSeq and is a predicted model, not a curated record. Gene Ontology annotation, molecular function: RNA binding; protein binding. The transcript is spliced from 3 exons. Gene Ontology annotation, biological process: mRNA 3'-end processing.
UUUUUUGUUUUAACUGCAUUUCUCAACUAUUGUGAAUGCUUCUGUCAGCAGACGCAAAGCGAAUUUCAUUUACUUUUGUUUAUCAAUAAAGUUACAAGCCGGUAAAAUUUAACUAAUAAUGGAUAUUAUAGAUCCUAGAAAUCUUGUUAAAAAUCGCGAGAUAUUGUAUCGACUUAUUAUAAGUCAACUAAUGUAUGAUGGUUUGGACAAGUUCGCUGUUGAACUUUCAAUGUUGGUCAAAGCUGAUGAAUGUGCACCUAGUGAACGCUUGCUACACGUAAUGAUAACCGGCAUGCUGGCUAAAAGAGAGAAAGAACCAAUAGUAAAUGACGAUGUCGUUAUGGGUAUUGAUUUAGAGUUUGAACCUGAGAGUACAACAUUAGCACCAGAACCGGCUUCGUACGAAACAGCAUAUGUGACUUCCCACAAACAAUCUUGUCGCGCUGGCGCUUUCAGCCAUGAUGGUACAUUAGUUGCUACGGGAAGUGUAGAUGCCAGCAUAAAGAUUUUAGAUGUGGAACGCAUGUUGGCAAAAUCUGCACCAGAAGAUUUGGAGCCCGGUCGUGAACAACAAGCUCAUCCAGUUAUACGUACACUCUACGAUCACACGGAUGAAGUGGCUUUUCUGGAAUUUCAUCCAACUGAACAUAUACUUGCGUCGGGGUCACGAGAUUGUACUGUUAAAUUAUUUGAUAUCGCUAAACCGUCUGUGAAAAAAGCACACAAAGUUUUAACUGACUGUGAGCCGGUGACUUGUCUUUCUUUUCAUCCAAACGGCGACUUCAUGGUUGUUGGUACUGAACAUCAGACCUUACGCAUAUAUGAUGUUGAAACAUCUAAAUGUUAUGGUGGCGCUAUACCAUCGCAUCAGCAUAAAGCAGCAAUUAGAUGUGUUAAAUUUGCUUCGAAGGCAAAGCUAUACGCUAGUGGUAGUGUAGAUGGCUGCAUUAAAAUAUGGGAUACAGUAAGUGGAAGGUGUGUAAAUACUAUACUGGAUGCUCAUGGUGGUGCAGAAAUUUGUUCAUUACAAUUUACACGCAACGGGAAGUACUUAUUAUCGUCUGGUAAGGACUCUUUAGUGUAUCUGUGGGAACUUUGUACUAGUCGUGCUAUACAAACAUAUACUGGUGCCGGCACUACUGGCAAACAAGAGCAUAACACACAGGCAGUAUUUAAUCAUACGGAAGACUAUGUUUUGUUCCCAGAUGAGGCUACUACAUCGCUUUGUUCAUGGAAUGCACGGAAUGGUGCACGUCUGAAUCUUAUGUCAUUGAGCCAUAAUGGCCCAGUACGUUAUAUAACACAUUCUCCUAAUGCGCCAGCAUUUCUCACAUGUUCAGAUGACUAUCGUGCACGGUUUUGGUAUCGACGUACGCCAAAUCAAUGAUGCUUUACUACUACUAUAUGCUAAUACUUAUAAUAAACUUAUAAUUAAUAAAUA